AGCAGGCGCCCUGCCAGUUCGCCCUGACAUCACCGGAGAGGCACCACAGCACCAGCUUUACCACUCAAAAAGCUAUCCCGCUUUCUUUUUUUUUUCUUCUUUUUUUUAUAGCUGCUCGUUAUAUCUCCAGUGGAAGAUUAUCUGAAACUGAGAACAACUACUGGUAUCUCUAUUCAGGAACACGAAAUCAACUUCCUGAGCCAUCGGCAGCUCAGCUGCCACACAGAGCACAGGAAUCUACAAUAGUCUCUGUGAUGGUUUCCACCAUGAUGUGCAGCAGGGUGACAUUACACGAGCCCCAUAACGGAGACUACAGGAGUCCUAUGAGAAUUGACCCUCGCAGGAACUCGAUUCCCCCAGCAAAGACUCUCACAGCCAAACAUCUCCUGGCAUACCUCCCUAGACCACCCCCAGAGUCAACGCGCUUCACCCCAUAUCCAAAGAAGGUUGCAGCAAAAACCAACAUGGCCGUGAUGAUGCUCCAGUCCAGAAGAGUCUCUCUCUUCCCCAGCUCAGAUAACAACUAUGACAACUUCCCAGCUCUCCCACCCCAGCCAGCCCGCUCUGCAUCCCCCCAGUCACAUCCCAAGAGCCCAGCCCCCCAAAGGGUUGUUGCAGGAUUGAUCAGCCAGGAGGUAGACACCUGCCAGUACAUCAUUCCCACUGAGGAGCCAGAGGAGCCUCCCACUCCUCACCACGCUCACCGCAGACGCCACCUCAAGCGCUUCAGCUCCAGGUGGUACUCAGGCGCUCCUUUUGGAGGCCCCUUUGGUAGCACCCGUAGCCGCAACCACGGCACAAGUGGUGAGAACAAGCCGCGCUGCAAACUUCUAGGUGAAGAGAGGCCAAAUUACGGUACCGCCAACAAGCAGCGUCAACGCUACGUCACCAAAGACGGGAAGUGCCAGGUGAACCUGGGCCCCAUCGAGGACAAGAGCCGUUUCCUCUCUGACAUCUUCACCACUCUGGUGGACCUGAAGUACCGCUGGUUCCUCUUUGUCUUUACCAUGUGCUACAUUGUUACGUGGGUGGCCUUCGCAGAGAUCUACUUCCUAGACGCCUGGCUGCGGGAUGACGUGGCCCACGUCCACGACCCGCAAUGGCAGCCUUGCUUCGAGAACGUGGACAGUUUCAUCUCCGCCCUGCUUCUGUCGGUGGAGAGCCAGAGGACCAUUGGCUACGGCUCCAGAUUGGUGACGGCCAACUGCAUGGAAGGUGUGGUUCUCCUUAUGGCCCAGUCUAUCAUUGGCUCCAUCAUUGACGCCCUCAUGGUCGGCUGCAUGUUCGUCAAAAUGUCCAGGCCUCAGAAAAGGGCCCAGACUCUGAUCUUCAGCAAGCACUGUGUCAUAUCGGAGCGUGACGAGAAACUCUGCCUUCUCUUCCGCAUUGGAGACCUGAGGGCGAGUCACAUGGUGGACGCCAAGAUUCGAGCCAAGCUGAUCAAGUCCAGACAGACCAAGGAAGGGGAGUUCAUACCGCUGGAGCAGUCAGAGAUCAACCUGGGCUACGAUACUGGAGGAGACAGGCUUCUGUUAGUCGAGCCUCAGACCAUCACCCAUGUCAUCAAUGAGAGCAGUCCCUUCUGGGAAAUAGGGGCUGAGCGUCUGACAAGAGAGAGAUUUGAGAUCAUCAUAAUUCUGGAGGGAAUAGUGGAGGCAUCAGGUAUGACAUGCCAAGCCAGAACCUCCUAUACUGAGGACGAGAUUCUGUGGGGUCACCGAUUUGAAUCCUGCAUGUCUCUGGAAAAGGGGUCUUACCGGGUGGACCAUGGUGCAUUUGACAAAACCUUCCCAGUACAUACCCUCACCCUUAGUGCUAAAGAGAAGAGUGAUGAAAAAGAAGAAGAGGUCCUCUUUUAGAUCAGAGGAUUGUACUAUUCACACUCCGCAAACAGCCCUUCUAUUAAUGGAAUUUCAAGGCCAAUACAUCUUGUGAAUGCCUAUGUUUUCCUCCCUAAAAUGAACUUUCCUGUUGUCUCUAAUAUUGUGGACAAACAUUCUUCAAGAGUUAGAGUUAGCAUGCUAAUCUACAGUGCAUUCGGAAAGUAUUCAGACCCCUUGACUUUUUCCACAUUUUGUUACAUUACAGCCUUAUU
Coregonus clupeaformis (lake whitefish) is the source of this 2095-nucleotide messenger RNA. RefSeq names its product G protein-activated inward rectifier potassium channel 4. Gene Ontology annotation, cellular component: plasma membrane. Gene Ontology annotation, molecular function: inward rectifier potassium channel activity. The transcript is spliced from 4 exons. Gene Ontology annotation, biological process: regulation of monoatomic ion transmembrane transport; potassium ion import across plasma membrane. The record is from RefSeq and is a predicted model, not a curated record. Bases 255 to 1859 code for a protein of 534 amino acids. NCBI's taxonomy places the organism in Eukaryota, Metazoa, Chordata, Actinopteri, Salmoniformes, Salmonidae.